UGGUUGGAAUCUCUGCGUAGGUUCAGUUUUAGCUAUAAAUGAAGAUGCAGAAGAGAGGAUUAGAGUGAGAGAAGACGAUAAAGAUUUGAGAGGCAAUGCAAGGAAAUAAGAGUGUUGUGAGGCUCAAAUCUAGCGGUUUUCCGUUGGAAGUCAACACCAGAACGCUGAAAUACAACUACGAGGAUGGAAGCACCGGCUUCUCAUCGGAAAUCACAUACUCCCUCGGUAACACCGUCGUAACUAUCAACGUAACCCAAGAGAUUUACUCCGGUCGUGUAAACGCCGUGUACAUGGACCUCUCCGAGGGCACUGGUAUGGGUUCUUUCGCUAAUCUGGGUCUGCGAGUCACGAGAAACAAGAGGUACGGCAUUUUAUGCAAUUACAUGAACACCUUAUUCGGGGGGUCCUAUGAUUCGCUUAAGGAGAAUUAUUGUGCACCACCUUUACCAGAGAGAGAAGUGGUUCGUUACAUUUGCGGUGAGAGUGGUUGCGGAGGGUGUUUCACUCUGGAGAAGAAGAAGAAGGAGGAUGGUGCGGUGGUGAGGGUGCAGGCCACGCACGAUUUCAUAGUUGGCGAAGAGACGAUGCACGUGAAAGUGAAAAUAAGGAACGAUGAUGGAGGGUUGAAGGUUGAAGUGGAAGGACCGGUGAAGCUUACGACGGAUUAUAUGAACCAUGUGGUUUCCGGAAUGAGGAGGAAGAUGAGAAGUGCGAUUGAGGCAAGUACGGUUCCACUUGUUAGAAACGACGUCGCUCAGCGUUCGCCCAAUGUUGUUGGCCCAAAAUUUAUUUCUGACGAUCGCGUGCAUUUGUGUUUUCAGAGGAUGAGGAUGCAUCAAGGAUUUUGAACUGUGAAUAUAAGAGAAAAUAUCAAGUAUGCAGCUGAGUCAUAGAAGUAUAAAAGAUAAGACAACAUACUUUGAUUUUCUGGUUGAGCACAACAAAUGGAGCCGAACCUCAUAAAGAAACAUUCUUUGCAAGGAAAUCUUGAGCACAAAACCAUGAGGCUGAACUACCAAGAGGGAAAGGUCACGUGCUAAGUAUCAGGAUAAGGGGUUGAGCUGAGACGAAAACUCACUUGUGAAGAAACCCUUGUGGCUGAGCACCGCCCAAAAAUUCCUAUAAAUAAAGACCUCGUGUCUUCAUUCUAGGCAUUGAGUGGAGGCUCAAAUAUGCAGUAGUAGAGUAGGAAUGAGUCUGUGAGGUUCGAAGUAUUAUGUUCUCAUUGUAAAUACUAUAUGUCUAAAUGUUGCUGAAUUUGUAUUGCAUCAUUCUACUCCAUGAGUAGUUGAUUUCUCUGUGGCGAUAUUAGUGGAGCAGUAAUCUUCUUAUACUUCCA
Vigna unguiculata (cowpea) is the source of this 1339-nucleotide messenger RNA. RefSeq lists its product as uncharacterized. The record is from RefSeq and is a predicted model, not a curated record. NCBI's taxonomy places the organism in Eukaryota, Viridiplantae, Streptophyta, Magnoliopsida, Fabales, Fabaceae.